AGGCUGAAAGACAGAGUUGAGACUCUUCUGGGAAGCUGGCAACAAAAGGAUGAGAUGAUAUGUGCAUUCCAGGGAAAAAUAUAUUGUAAUGCUUCUGAACCAAUGGACCAUUAACAAGGCCAUUUCUAGCUGCUGAAUGUGUUGUCUAAAAGCAGGACUGUAAAACUUUGGAAUCAUGGUGUCAUGGAAAGGGAUUUACUUUAUACUCACUCUGUUUUGGGGAAGCUUUUUUGGAAGCAUUUUCAUGUUGGGUCCCUUUUUACCUUUGAUGUUUGUAAGCCCUUCUUGGUAUCGCUGGAUCAACAACCGCCUUGUGGCAACCUGGCUCACGCUACCUGUGGCAUUGUUGGAGACCAUGUUUGGUGUAAAAGUGAUAAUAACAGGUGAUGCAUUUAUCCCUGGAGAAAGAAGUGUCAUUAUCAUGAACCAUCGGACAAGGAUGGACUGGAUGUUCUUAUGGAAUUGUCUGAUGAGGUAUAGCUACCUCAGAUUGGAGAAAGUUUGCCUCAAAGCCAGUCUCAAAAGUGUUCCUGGAUUUGGUUGGGCAAUGCAAGCUGCUGCCUAUAUCUUCAUUCAAAGGAAAUGGAAGGAUGACAAGAACCAUUUUGAAAGCAUGAUUGAUUAUUUUUGUGAUAUCCGUGAACCACUUCAACUUCUCAUAUUCCCAGAAGGGACUGAUCUUACAGAAAAUAGCAAGGCUCGAAGUAAUGAUUUUGCUGAAAAGAAUGGACUACAGAAAUAUGAAUAUGUCUUACAUCCAAGAACUACAGGCUUUACUUUUGUGGUAGACCGUCUAAGAGAAGGUAAGAACCUGGAUGCUGUCCAUGACAUCACUGUGGCAUAUCCUCACAACAUCCCCCAGACAGAGAAGCACCUCCUCCAGGGAAACUUUCCCAAGGAGAUUCACUUUCACGUCCACCGAUACCCAAUAGACACCCUUCCCACAUCCAAAGAGGACCUUCAACUUUGGUGCCACAAACGGUGGGAAGAGAAAGAAGAGAGGCUGCGUUCCUUCUAUCAAGGGCAGAAGGAUUUUUACUUUACUGGACAGAGUGUAAUUCCACCUUGCAAGUCUGAGCUCAGGGUCCUUGUGGUCAAAUUGCUUUCUAUACUGUAUUGGACCCUGUUCAGUCCUGCAAUGUGCCUGCUCAUAUACUUGUACAGUCUGGUCCGGUGGUAUUUUAUCAUCGUCAUUGUAGUCUUUGUGCUUCAAGAGAGGAUAUUUGGAGGACUGGAGAUCAUUGAACUUGCAUGUUACCGUUUGUUACACAAACAGCCACAUUUAAAUUCAAAGAAAAAUGAGUAAGAUUAUAUAAGGUUCGCAAUGUAAAAACCUAGCGGUUAUUUUGGAAAUAUUUGAAGUCUUUGUAAACUGAGAUGCAUUUUUGCAUGACUAUGUCAUAUUUCUUACUACCCACCAUUAUUUGUUAAAGAUAUUUUGCACUUAAUUUUGUGGGGAAAAUAUUGCUACAAUUUUUUUUUAAUCUCUGAAUGUAAUUUCAAUACUACGCACAUAACAGGGAGUAUUGCUGUGAAAUAAUUUGGGCCAGAGUAUUAUUAAAUAAUCAGCAGGCUGUUAAUAGACAAGGUACACACAAUUUUUCUUAAAGGCCCAAUCCUAUUUCCUGAUAGACUCCCCAGACCAGAGGAGAUCAGAGCCUGGUGGUGAGCUCUGUCUGGCCCAGAUCACCUGCUGGUACUUGACUGCCGAGGCCACCUUGUGGAGGUAGCGUCCUUCCUCCAGGGACCCAGGCAGGUAAUCCCAGGCUUCCUCCCUCAGUCCUGUCCACCUACUCCUUUCUAUGCCAAUCAGACCCAUCUCAUCCUUCCCUAAGAUCGGAAACCAAAUUCUCUUGUCCUUAAACUGAUCAAACACUUGAUAGGAAGCACUUCAUUAUUCGUAAAUCUGUGCUGACCUAGGGGUCAGAAGACCACCUGUGCCCUUUUCUCAUGUAGAAAUUAAGACCUGGACGUGUCUCAGGGAGCAACCACAGACUCUCCACUUUGGAACUUUACUUUGACUUUUAAGAGACAGGCAUUAAUGCAAUUUAAGUUCUUAUGCUCGGUCUUGCAUGUUUAGUGCUGGUUUCCUUAUGACGUGUUGGCAGGUGUCCUUUUUGCUGCAUUGAAAACGGUAUACAUGAAGUCACAUACUUUUUUAAAGGAACACUUAGAAGAACAUUUUGUUUUUGUAGUCAGAAACCCCCUUUUGAAAUAUUUCUUGAAAAUCUACCAAAAGAAGGGAGAUUAGUGUAUUUUUUACACAUGCAUGGGUAUCCAACUUUUGCUGUUAACAACCACUACAAAAAUGCAUAUAGGCAGGGCAGUAAUGGUUCAUCCUAAAUAUCAACCUUUGUAGUCUUGACAAAUUUUAUGCUUAAAAUCAAAAUGAUAACACAAGGGUGAAUCCUUCCUACUGUUAGCAAGGGAUCUUUCUCUCUCCCUCUUUCUAGUCCCAGGCCUUCUCUUUCAAUAUCAAUGCUUAAACCCAUCUUUGACCAUUUCUUCACCUAAGUAUUCCUGUCAUUUGGAGUCAAUGGAAAAUCCAGCGAACCAAGAGCACCAAUCUCCUUCUGAGGCCAAAGAAGCAAACGAGUUGUCAUUGUUUCCACUCCACCAGAGCUAUGCAUCCCUGUUUUUGUCAUGUGAUAAGGAUGCUGGUCAGGGCUGUAGAAAACAGGAGGCAAUUAAAAGUCUUUAGCUGUUAGCAAAUCUGUCAGCUUUUUGCCUGUGUUGAACCAGCCUGAAAAACUAUUUACCGCUUUAUGCACUCUGUGGGCAUGAGUGCAUUCUCUUUAAUGACACCUCAUUUUUGCUUGCCAUUGACUUUUAUCCAACAAUUGAAUCGCACAUUUCAUGAAAGGUAAACACGUCAUGAGUUGAACUUAGCAAGCAGAUUCUUUGAGAAAGCGCUGGUUGAGGCAAAACACUGUUGACACAUCAUUUUCAUUGGAAGAGUAUUAACUAAAUACACCAGUCAUAUUUAACUGCUUCCUCCAAGCUGUUUUGGGAACUACUAAUUAGUUAUUAUGCACAUCUGAUCCAAACUCAGCUGUUUAACUAUGUGGGUCUUAAGGUUUUCUUUCUUUUUUUUUUAAUAACUUUUUUCCCUUCCCUUAAUAAAAGAAGUUUCUAAUUUAAGUUUCCGUAAGACUUCCUUUGAUUAUAUUUAGAAAGACAAAAAUAGUUUAACAAUCAGGAUCACCCUGGGUACAAGAGAAGAGCUAUACUUUCUACCCAAAGGUGCUCAUAAUGCAGCCCAUCUGCUCUUCCGUAAAACACACAUGGUUCACGGUUCAAAGCAUAACUUUCAUUUAACUGCAUGUCCACUUUAACUCCCCCAAAUUUCUAAAUGGUAAAAUCUUUUUCCUUAAAUUUUUUUUGAUCAUAGAAACCAUGUUUAAAAUAAACUUUAUUUUACCUACCCCAAAUUCAUAGUUAUAAAGCAUUGAAACUGGGUGAUAUAGAUAUUGUAUUUACUUUACAAAUUAGAAAUUAACUCCCACAAAAAAUGUCUUCUUUUUUUUGCUUUAAGGCUUUAAAAAUUGUAAUUAUUUGUGUUUCCCUAAAAACAAUAUUAAGGCCUUUCUUCAUUUAUUAAAAAAAUUAGAGAACUAGACAGUCCAUGAUUUAGAACUUAGAAGUACUUAAAAUUGAUACUGAAAUGUCAAGCAUAAGUUAAUUUAGCUUUUGUGAUUUGUGAUUGGCCUCAAGAACGAUCCCAUCCACACUUUGCCACAUCAUCAGUCUAGCCUUGGAGUAGCCGCCUGACCUGCUGCACCUAAACACACUUCUGCUUCAUGCCCUUUUGGUCCCGAAGGUAAAGCAGUGGUCAUUGAGCUGUGUGCCCACCUGUUACUGUAUCAACACAGGCUGGCGGGCAAGCCAUCUCUAGUAACAAAAAUAUGUGUGUUUAUGACGUGAACCAUUAUACUUAAAAUAGGAAUCUGCAGGGGCUAGGUGAAAGAAGUUCUUAUACCAGACAUCUUUGGUGAAACAUGCCAAAGUAAUUUUAAAAUCCAUUCAAAGACCCUGGUAAAAGACUAAAAAUAAAUUUUCAAUGUUAUAAAUAGCCUAUACUUUAAGACUCCUAAUAAAAUCUUUCCUUGUUUGUUAUGCUUUUAAAACACAGAUUAGAGGGAAAUAAUAGAUUCUGCCAGAGUUACUUUGAAAUUAGUUAUUUGAACAUGUGAAAAAUAGUAUAUUGGUAGCCAAAACUGAAUUUUACAGAAAGGGAAACAUUCUCGUUUCACCCGAACUUCCAGUUCUGACCCUGAGCACAAUGUCCUUGUGUAUACUUUUACGAUAAAGACUCUAGUGGAGGGAGCCUGUUGGUGGUCAACUGUUUACAUUUCCUUAUAUAAAUAAUGUGCUUUCAGUGCCUUAGUUAUGGGCCCCUUUCUCUUUCUUGUUCCAAGAACUCUGCAGUGUGUUUCUUAGGUAAAGUCUCUUUGCUACUCAAUGGGAGGAAAAUGGUCUCUAAACACUGGUCAUUGUAGUUGGUGAACACUACUUUGUUAUAACACGAGGUGAGGAGUGCUUGCUGCUGAGGUAGUGGCUGCCUUAGAGCUGUUAUUUAUGCUAUAGAAAAUGAAAAUGAUUUUGCCACACGAUGAGCUUCAGAUUAGUUGUGGCCCUAAAGUUAUACCUACUUUAAACGUUUAUUUCAGAAGAGAAUCGUGAUUUUUUAAAAGAUCAUUACGUGUAAAACACCAAGUUUUAAAAAUAACUCACAGAACGGCCUUAGUUUUCGAUGUCCACGGAUAUGUUUGUGAGUUGUGUUAUCUGUAACAUAUGUACAUCCCAGAAUAAAGUGGAGUGAAUUAAAUAGUUUA
Messenger RNA from Tupaia belangeri chinensis (Chinese tree shrew), 4835 nucleotides. It is a transcript of the gene LCLAT1, whose product is annotated as lysocardiolipin acyltransferase 1. The transcript has 6 exons. Lineage: Eukaryota; Metazoa; Chordata; Mammalia; Scandentia; Tupaiidae. Bases 176 to 1306 code for a protein of 376 amino acids. Gene Ontology annotation, cellular component: endoplasmic reticulum; endomembrane system. Gene Ontology annotation, biological process: phosphatidylinositol acyl-chain remodeling. Gene Ontology annotation, molecular function: acyltransferase activity. The record is from RefSeq and is a predicted model, not a curated record.